AUGUCUGGCAAUCCCUUAUGGCAUCAAUCUCAUUCUACCCCUGCUGCCGGACUCUGGGGCCACCUCCUUUUCAAGCGCGGGCCUAUCGACGCAUCACUCACGGAGCCUGCAAAUAACCAGCUCGAGAAUAUCUCACGCAAUUUGAACACUCAUCCUGUUGACAAGACCGGUGCAUCGACGCGGAUGCUCUUGCAUGACACUCAUGCUAACUUGGAGAAGUUUACGGAUCGCGUGACGCAGUUGACUGUUGGUCUGGACAAGGCGAAAAGGGAGUUGGUGACGGUACAAAAGCUCUUUCAGGAGGAGCAUGAACAACUUGCAGAUCGGAUGAUCGGUCUUGUGAACCGCUGCCAGAGGGAACUUCAAAAGACCAUUGGCACGCCGGCGCAACAUCUGACAACAGUGACACUCUCCAAGGAUCUUGCGGUCCUGUCAACCCGGAUGGACGCUAUGGACAAGAAGGUCGAUGCACUUAGCGCGGUG
Messenger RNA from Epithele typhae, 483 nucleotides. RefSeq lists its product as uncharacterized. The record is from RefSeq and is a predicted model, not a curated record. The transcript has 2 exons. The annotation marks the transcript as partial. NCBI's taxonomy places the organism in Eukaryota, Fungi, Basidiomycota, Agaricomycetes, Polyporales, Epitheliaceae.